Messenger RNA from Mesocricetus auratus (golden hamster), 3844 nucleotides. RefSeq names its product actin binding transcription modulator (gene Abitram). The transcript is spliced from 6 exons. Gene Ontology annotation, cellular component: lamellipodium; filopodium tip; nucleus. The coding region runs from base 66 to 644 and encodes 192 amino acids. Gene Ontology annotation, molecular function: actin filament binding; actin monomer binding. The record is from RefSeq and is a predicted model, not a curated record. NCBI's taxonomy places the organism in Eukaryota, Metazoa, Chordata, Mammalia, Rodentia, Cricetidae. Gene Ontology annotation, biological process: dendrite morphogenesis; regulation of actin filament polymerization; regulation of filopodium assembly.
CGCUGCGCGCCUGCGCACGGAGCUACCGCGCGGAACGUGCCUCUUUCCUGGCCUGGACCUGCUGGAUGGAAGAUCUCGGGUGCUCGGCUGCAGGGUUGCCGGGGCCAGAGGCGGCCGUGCCCGCCGUGCCCGCGGCGCCCUCCCUGGUGGACCGGUACUUCACUCGCUGGUACAAGGCGGAUGUUAAAGGGAAACCCUGUGAGGACCACUGUGUGCUACAGCACUCCAACCGGAUAUGUGUCAUCACGCUGGCAGGAUCUCAUCCCGUUCUUCAGAGUGGCAAAACUAUCCAAAGUAUUUCCUAUCAGAUCAGUACCAACUGCAGCAGACUUCAGAACAAAGUAUCUGGGAAAUUUAAGCGGGGGGCACAGUUUUUAACAGAGCUCGCACCUCUGUGUAAAAUUCACUGCUCCGAUGGAGAAGAGUACACCAUAUCUAGCUGUAUUAGAGGCCGGUUGAUGGAAGUGAAUGAAAAUAUUCUUCAUCGGCCGUCUCUUCUUCAAGAAAAGCCCUCCACUGAAGGCUACAUUGCAGUUGUGUUACCCAAAUUUGAAGAAAGUAAAAGCAUAACAGAAGGGUUACUGACGCAGCAACAGUAUGAAGAGGUCGUAGUAAAAAGAAAUAAUGCUGCAGCCACGCCUUGAGCCCUGAGUGGAGACAGCAUAGGAUCCUCGCCCUGCCUGGCCUCAGCCACCGCGGCACUGAAGAAAGCAAGUGUAUCUGAAGUAUUCCUCGCACAUGGCCACAGGAGAAGCCUAACUCUUCAUCUAACCUACUUCCCCUCCUUUGUCCUGACACCACAAGCCUUGGUCCCCAUCUGUAGUCCAGCUCUCAGAUCUGCCUUGCCUGGGUACCCGCUUUGGGUGUUGGGAAGUGCAGUCGUGGGUGUUUGCUUGCAUAUGUACAUCAGAAAACAACUUUGGAUGUGCUUUUUACCUUUUGCUAGACAGGCUCCCGUUGCCUUAGAACUUUGCCAAGAACCUCCAGGGAGGCACCCAUCACCUCUGCCUCCCAUCUUGCAAGGCUAGUAUUACAAGUGCACACUCCAUAGCCAGCUUUUAUGUGGGCCAGAAACCCCAAACUCAGGUCUUCGCGUGUUCAAGGUGUACUACUUUUCAAUUCCUGUGAUAAAAUACCAUAGCCAAAAGCAAUCCAACAGGAGUUUACGUGGGUUUGUGGUUCUAGAGUACUAGAUGUCCACCCCAGUAGGAAGGAAUGGUACAAGAGUGGGGCGCGGAGAGAGCGCAGAAAGCAGAGAGAGAAUGGCAGUCGGGUAAGGCUGCUCACUGCCCCUGGUGACGUCAUUUCCCCAGCGAGACGUCUUGUCCUGAAGGUUCCACAAACCGGGGACCAGCUGUUCCAACACGUAAGUCUGUGGGGGUUUUUAAAAAUCUACAACAUUCUUCUCAUGAUCCCUAAAGGACCAUAGCAUGUCACGCAAAAUGCAGUUAAUCCAGUAUCAAAAAUCCCCAUAGCCAUUCCUGUUAUGAGGUCCAAAGUCUCCUCUAAGACUAAAUGCAGUCUCCUGUGUCCCCCGGUAAAUCAAAAGAUCGGUUUCAUGCUUCCCACAUAGAGUGGCACGGAAUGCGCGCUCCCACCCCAAAAGGAAGGAUGGGCAUAGUGAGGAAAUAUUGAACCAAAGCAAACCCUGCACUGCGUGUCCACUGUCGGGGUUUGGCUUCAAAGGGAUUAGUUGACGGCCCCUCCAGCAUUGCUGCCUGCACCGUAGGUAUUUGUUGCAUGGCUCUGCUGUGCACAGCUCUCCUUGGCAAGAUGUUUCACAUGCUCAUUUUCAUUGGCCAAGGUUGCACUACCUUAAAUAUCUAAUGCCAGAAAAAGUAGUCCAUUACUUUGAUUCAACUUCAUGUCAGUUCUCAGGACUUGGGUAAAAAGUAACCAGAUUCUUUGUCAAAGGAUCACUUAAAUGGAAAUUGCCUCUAGCCACUUUGCUAAUAGAGACAUUGUUUCUCUCCAAAACCUAGGAGACAGGCCUCUACUGUUUACAUUUCCUGCAACACUCUAGUCUUCUAGGUUCAAAACAGAAAAUCUUGUUUCACGAUGCUCAUUAUUCAACCAUUUUUCUGGCCUAAACUUCCAGUCUUCUAUGUUCUUCCAAAAAACAACAGGGUCAUGCCGGGCAGUGGUGGUGCACGCCUUUAAUCCCAGCACUCGGGAGGCAGAGGCAGGCGGAUCUCUGUGAGUUCGAGACCAGCCUGGUCUACAUAGUGAGUUCCAGGACAGGCUCCAAAGCCACAGAGAAACCCUGUUUGGGGGGAAAAACGUGGUCACAUUUUUUUUUUCUCACAACAACCUGACUUCUUGGUACCAAGGUCUAUAUUAGUUACCUAUCUGUUGCUGUGCUAAAACACCAUGACCAAACCAACUAAAGAGGUUUUCUUGGCUUGUAGUUCCAGGGGGCUAGAUGUCCAUGGCAGCAGACCCCAAGACCACCACGUACUGGAGGCACACAGUGAUGUGGGAAUGGAUCAAGGUUAUAAACUCUAACCCUGCCCUGGUGACACACCUCAUCCAGCAAGUCACUACACCCUAAAGCUUGUAACAUUCCCUACAGUGCCACCAGCUAGGGACCAAGUGCUCUGAAUCCAUGGGACCAUGGGGAACAUUUCUCCUUCAAUCUACAACAAGAGGCAAGCUUUACUGACUAAAACCAUCUCCCUAGCCCCAACUCUCUUCCUCUCAUUUCUCUAAGAAAUGGCAAACAAAACAAGGAAUAUUUUUCUGAUUAAAAACAAAGCUCUUGAGAAACAUUUUGAACAGCUUUGCAUUCCUAUAACCUGGGAGUAAGUAAGUAGCGCCUGUUACCACAGUUCCUACUUGAAUGCUGUGGCACACUUACUGCUUCUGCCUCAAAAAAUUUUAAUGUGUUUUCCCAUAUAUAUGCAUGUGCAUUAUAUUCAUGCAAUGCCUGUAGAUGCCAAAAGAAGACAUCAGAGUUCUUGGAAGCACAGAUGGUUGUGAGCCACGCUAGGAAGUGAACCCAGGCACCAUGGAGAGCAGCCGGUGCUCUUAAUCUCUAAGCCAUCUCUCCAGCCCCUUGCCUUAAUUAUUAAUAAUUUAAUACUUUGUUAAAAGUAACUGUCCAUCCCUCCCGAAUCUGCUUCAAAGCGCGAUGAGAAAGCCCAGCCUUGUUUCUUCUGCUGUGGCUUCUUCCCUCUAGGUUGCUGGAGAAACGGGAACGUGAGUCUGCCUUCUACUCGACAUGGAAACGCUUUGAAAGUGUGCGAGGGCUCUACUAGCAAACGGGAGACUUGAGCUGCAGUGUGGAGCUGGCUCCCGCCUGCGCGUGGAGGUGACUCCAUCUUGCACAUUUUAUGGACAGCUAGUUUGUAGUAGUGAAGGUAUGCGAGUCUGUCAUCUGGAGGCACAGAUCUUAGUGCAGAGCAAGGGUUUUACAUUGUCUAAUUAGAAAAAUCAGCUCUGAAGUUCUGGUUUGAAAUUAGACGUUUACACUGAAUUUAAAACAAAAAGACUUUAAAUCAUGAAGAUUUGUUAAGAGCUGCAACAAGUAGUAACUGUUAGUCAUUUCCCUGGUUUGGGGGGGGGGUUUGUUUUGUUUUGUUUUGUUGGUUUUUCAAGACAGGAUUUCUCUGUAUUGCUUUGGAGCCUGUCCUGGAACUUACUCUUGAACUCACAGAGAUCUGCCUGCCUCUGUCUCCCGAGUGCUGGGAUUAAAGGUGUGUACCACCAACGCCCAGCUCAUUUCCCUGUUUUUAAAAAUUUCAUGUGCAACCAAGCAGAGUUUAUUGAGAAGAAAGAAGUAGCUCCCUGUAACCUGGAGGUGAUUAAAACCAAAUUUCCGUUAAAUAAAGUAGUUUUAUACAGA